GUAGGCUUAGAAAAUUUAUGAAUAUAUUUAAGAUUAAGAGGCAUUAUUGUAUAGGGGACGCCUUAUCUGUCAAUCUUUCUGAGACUGUAAAUAUUCCUCAGAGUUGGGAUCUUGUUGAGCAAACAUCCAUCACUGCUGUCACUGUCAACUUCUCUACAAUCGAUUGUGGUCUUAAGACCACCUUUGAUCUCAAGCUUGACAUCUCCGUUAAGAACAACACUCCUGAUGUAAUUAUUCUCCAGAGAAGUUUUGAUCAUUCUUCUCCUGUUUAACUUAGGAGCUUUUGGACUGAUAGUCAUCUUUCUGUUGAAAGAGUCAUCU
This is a messenger RNA of Moneuplotes crassus, 321 nucleotides long. The record is from the annotation of a GenBank genome assembly. NCBI's taxonomy places the organism in Eukaryota, Ciliophora, Spirotrichea, Euplotida, Euplotidae.